GUGUGGUCGUGACCUUUCUCCCUCUCCUCUAUCACUUCUCCUUUCUUCCCUCCUUCCCUUACCUCUCCCCCUCGGUUUCUCCCCGCGCGUUUCUCUCAAUCUGUCCUCUUCGUGCAGUAGUUACUACUGUCCUUCGGAAAGUAGGCAGGCGUGGUCUUAGACCAGCAAGAGAGCGAAGCACCAUUCGAAUUCCUUGCCGCCUGAAACCAUGGCCGCCAUCGAAGCUACCCCCAUGCUCCAAUCUCUCCGCCUCGACGCCGCGCUCGCGGCGCCGUCGCGCGCGACCAUCCCCGCCUCCUCCUUCGUCUGCCCGCAGAUUAGUCUCCGCUCGAGCCGCGUCCUUAGCGGUCGACGAGUCGCGGCGGCGGAGCGAUCCGCGGUAGCUGCGCGCGUGCAAGCGGUGGCGGAGCUGUUCCCGUCCGUGGAGGGCGCGGAGGAUGCGGGGGAAGAGGAGGAGGCUGACGUGGCUCCCGUGAAGGCCAAGACGGGGAAGAAGGCGCUCGUGUUUAAGAGGGACCAGACCCGGUCCAAGCGCUUCUUGGAGAUCCAGAAGCUGCGCGACCGCAAUGGCGAGUACGAGCCGGUGGAGGCGCUGGAGAUCGUCAAGGCGACGGCGUCCGUCAAGUUCGACGAGUCCGUCGAGGCGCACUUCCGGCUCAACAUCGACCCCAAAUACGCCGACCAGCAGCUGCGCGCCACUGUCUCUCUGCCCAAGGGAACUGGUCAGGUGGUUCGCGUUGCUGUGCUCACUCAAGGAGAGAAGCAGCGGGAGGCGACGGAGGCGGGUGCUGACGUGGUGGGCGCGGAGGAUCUGAUUGAGCGGAUUGCGGGCGGCUUUCUGGAGUUCGACAAGCUCGUGGCCACCCCGGACAUGAUGCCCAAGGUGGCUCGUCUGGGUCGCCUGCUGGGUCCCCGAGGGCUCAUGCCCAACCCCAAGGCUGGCACUGUCACUACCGACCUUGCCUCGGCUGUGGUUGACUUCAAGGCGGGCAAGGUGGAGUACCGUGCGGACAAGACUGGCAUUGUGCACGUGCUCUUCGGCAAGGCCUCCUUCUCCAAUGAGGACCUGCUCAUCAACCUCGUUGCCGUUGCGAACUCUGUGGAUGCCAACCGCCCACCAGGCGCCAAGGGAGUGUACUGGAAGACAGCUUACAUCUGCGCUACAAUGGGCCCGUCCGUUCGUGUAAAUGUGUCCGCUUUGAGGGACUUCAAGCUGCCCGGUGCCUCUUCGUAAGGAAAUGGUCCAAUGACUCCCAUCCACACAUUCAAGUGCUAAAGAUUGCAAAUUUACGUGGAUACUUUGUACGCGAAUUCCAAAUUUCAAGUAGGUUCUAGAUUAGUCGUUUCGCCCAACAGAGCGAAGUGUACGGUGUUCGCUGUUUUCUUGGCGCGGUGUUCGUGUUUUUUUUUGGGCUCGCAAGCAAUGUAGCCAAUUGUUAGUGUCUGAGUCA
Closterium sp. NIES-67 is the source of this 1451-nucleotide messenger RNA. The record is from the annotation of a GenBank genome assembly. Lineage: Eukaryota; Viridiplantae; Streptophyta; Zygnematophyceae; Desmidiales; Closteriaceae.